Molecule: messenger RNA, 905 nt
Organism: Cylas formicarius (sweet potato weevil)
Lineage: Eukaryota; Metazoa; Arthropoda; Insecta; Coleoptera; Brentidae
Exons: 6
Coding region: 189-905 (238 amino acids)
Source: RefSeq, a predicted model, not a curated record
CGGACAUCCGCGUCGCGACGCCGGUCCGGCGCCGCCGUCGUCUUCACUAGGGUGCGAAAUCCGCGGGACGCGUUUGCUCCGGGGGGACGAGUUAGUUUCGUUUUCCGAAAAACUUUUCGCGGGUGGUGCCGUGGUGGAAACUAUAGGCUUCGGACACAGUACCCCCCGGGCUCAUAUACCAAACGGCGAUGGACGAGAAAAAGCAAUACUCCGCGCUGACCAUCGACAGGGCUGCGUUCCUUCUGCUGAGGGUGAAGAAGGCGUUCAAAAAGAAAAAACUGCAAAGGAAAGAGAGGGAACGAAACGCUCAAUUGGCCGCAGCGAGCAGGACAGAUCAGCGAGCGUCCUGCGUCGGUAUAGAAAGUUCCGGUCGACGACAACCACCUCCGUUGCUGAGGUCCAGGACGCUACCAGCCAUCGUGGUGCCUGGCGUCAACAUACUGCAGGCGCAGUUGGGUAACUACAAGCAAGACGGAAGCGCCUCGUUGAAGCCGAACCUCUCGGCCCGUCUAUCUGCCGCCAGAGUCUCUUUCAGCAGGGACGACUCGUAUGACGUGCGAAGGAAAUCGGCAAUCAGCAGACUCUGCGGCAACGGCAGUUAUGGGCCGGAACGCGGUGAAGAUGGUACCCUGGUCCUCAGGGUACCAGCACCACAUGUGGUCGCCGCUAGGGCCUACCGCAUGCCUUUCCCGCAGCACCAGCCGCAGCAAGGAGGCAGCACGCCUCUGUUCAAAAUUGGAAAACUGCUCACCCAGGGCGGAUCGCGUACACAGAUGGUCGUAGACGAUGCGAACGUCAUCAGAAGGUUGAGCUGGGAAAGGGAUAUACUGUUUCAAUUAAGGGACAUCCUUAAGAUGUCUCAAGGAUAUGCGAUGUUACUAAAUGGAACGUCCACAGAUACUUAG